This is a messenger RNA of Drosophila eugracilis, 2272 nucleotides long. It is a transcript of the gene Frmd5, whose product is annotated as FERM domain-containing protein 5. Lineage: Eukaryota; Metazoa; Arthropoda; Insecta; Diptera; Drosophilidae. The transcript has 8 exons. Gene Ontology annotation, cellular component: cytoskeleton. The record is from RefSeq and is a predicted model, not a curated record. Gene Ontology annotation, molecular function: cytoskeletal protein binding. Bases 347 to 2065 code for a protein of 572 amino acids.
GAAUAUAUUUGUCAGGCAUAUUUUAGUAUAUUGCACCCAUGGGCUACAAUAUACCAAUAGUCACAUCUGUAUAAAUACACAGCGCAGGCGAUUGUCCUUAUUUGGUGCUUUAUAUUGUUAGUAUCCUCCCCAUAUGAAAAACACCCUUAACGGGAAUAAGCAAAGGACGGCAAAAGGACACGGGCAUAGCCGAAAUAUUUGGAUAGUAAAAUAACGAACAAAAUGUCCAGCAAUCAGAAAUUGGCUUUGAAUUAAACUUUCCAAUUCAAUCCGCCCUAUUAAGUGAUUUGUGCUAAAGUGAAAGUAGCAAUAAAAGUGAAAAAGUUUAUUCAUUUUAAUCAACAAAAUGUUUAGGAGCAAAAAUGAAGGAAAUAUUGUCUACAAAUGCACUGUGCGACUCCUCGAUGAUUCCGAUGUCCUAGAAUGUGAAUUUCAGCCGUUCCAUAAAGGUAUUUACUUACUGGAGUACUUGUGUGGGGAGUUAGAGAUAAAGGAAAAAGAUUACUUUGGCUUGCGAUAUGUAGACUCCUCAAAACAAAGGCACUGGCUCGACCUGUCCAAAUCCAUUAUAAAGCAAUGUAAAGAAAUGGAUCCACUAUUAUUUUCGCUACGAGUUAAGUUUUAUCCAGCAGAUCCAUUUCGGCUGACUGGGAAUGCACGGAUUAUGCUAUAUCAGCAAUUAAAGAGGGACCUUCGACAUGGUCGACUAUAUUGCUCCUUGGGCGAGGCGGCUGCCCUAGGUGCUUUAAUUGUUCAAGAGGAACUUGGCGAUUAUAACGAAGAUGUGCACAUAGGGGGUUAUGUAUCUUCCAUAGAAUUAGCUCUACGUCAGACAGAGUAUCUGGAAAAGAAGAUUAUCGAGCUUCAUAAAAAGCGGGAGCCUGGACAGGAUCUUUCCUUGGCAAUGGAUGAAUUCCUAGGCAUAGCACGCGGCUUGGAAACCUACGGUAUUGAUCCCCAUCCAGUCAAGGAUCACCGGGGAUCGCAGCAGUAUAUCGGAAUAAAUAACUCGGGUAUUAGUACGUUCGUUACCGGCAAACGAUCUCAACACUUUCGCUGGAAUGAGAUACAUAAAAUAAAUUUUGAAGGCAAAAUGUUCAUAGCACAUCUAAGUUAUACCGACGCUAGCCGUGAACCUAAAAAACAUACGGUGGGUUUUAAGUGUCCAACAGGCGCUGCUUGUCGAUACUUGUGGAGAUGUGCCAUUGAACAAAUGCUGUUCUUUACAUUACCCAAUAGCCAAAGUGCAGCUGUGAUUUCAGGUGGAGGAUUUUUCUCCUGGGGCACAAAAUUCCGAUACACCGGAAGAACUGAGCGCGAAAUUUUGACUGAAAACAUAAAUGCAUUGCGGGAACAAAAAAUAAAUAAUUCUAAUUCAAGCAAGCGAAAAGCGAGUAGCGUACCAGCCACGCCGUCCAGUCCACAAGGGGAUUUAGCACAAAUAAGAUACAGCAGUUUACCGAGAUCAACGAUGUCGGAGCCCCUGGGAUACGGCAUGCCGAAUGGUCAUUUCUACGGGCAGGAUCACGGAAUGAGUGAGGUUAAUGGUGGUAUUCAGAUAUCCAGCCUGGAGCCCGUUUGCGAGGAGGCUCGUCUAAGGUCGUCAAAUAUUGAGGGGGUUAACUAUUUGGCGACCCAAAUCGGUGGCUACACCUACCGCGACUCCGUCGAACAUUCUUCCACUGAAAGCGGAUUAACUGUCAAUGGAUACGAUCAUCCGAGGAAACAUAACGAAGUGAAGCAACAUGGAUCCUACUCCCCUAAUCUGUACUAUGGACAUCCCGAUGCCGCCUUGAACUCUAGUUCGCCUUCCGAUAAAUUCCUGAAUGGGGAUAAAUCCAAUCGGAAGGUGAAGAAGUUUCGCAAAUUCCACCUGCUACACGCCUUCGUACCGUCCGUUAUUUUUGUGGCUUUUGCGAUGGCCGGAACGGCUGUGUUUAUAAUGGAAUCCGAGUCGGAAGCUUUUGAGCAAUUGCGGAACUCUCCGGAAAUGCUUUGUUUGCGCUACCAAUACUAUCAGCCUUUAAAGGAGUUUCUUUUAGAAAAGUUAGGUCGAAGAAAAUAGGAGUUUUUUUUUAGUUAUUUAGACGCCUGUUUAAUUCUACUAACACCAGAUUUAUCGGGUAUUUUAAAAAGUGUAUUUUAGUGAAUUCUUUAUUAUUAUGCUAUAAUGAUUCCAUUUUAAAAACAAAAGCCUGAAAUUAAAUUAAAACAUUAAAACCAAUUGUUCUGCUUGGGUGAUGGCGAAAUAAAAAAUUCUUUUGGAAUAUUA